GAAUAAUUCAUUCACAAACCCUAACAAGAAACACCAAUUGUUAAAAUGAAGUUCUCUGUUUUGUUCAUUCUUUUCUCUCUUUUUCUUUUUACUCUAAGUUAUCAGUUUUCUUCUGCCACUCAAGAUCUAGGCCUUGAAUCAAAUAACAAACCUGUACCAGCGGUGUAUGUGUUUGGUGAUUCUUUGGUUGACAGUGGCAACAACAAUUAUCUUCAAACAUUAGCCAAAGUCAAUUACACACCAUAUGGAGUCGAUUUUCUUGAUGGAGCAGCCACCGGCAGAUUCACCAAUGGCUACACCGUCGUAGACUUUUUAGUUAAAUGGCUUGGACUACCAUACGUACCACCCUAUAUGGGUUUAUCCGAAGCGGAGAAGAGAGAAACAACUACUGGUAUAAAUUAUGCAUCUGGAGCAGCUGGUAUUCUUCCAGAAUCAGGAACUGCAACGGGAGACAUCCUGAGCUUGGAAGAACAAAUCAAUUACUUUCUUCAAACAGUCAAAAACGAUUUACCGAUGUCAUUCUCAACCCAAGAAGAGAUUUCCAGUUACUUGUCCAAGUCAAUAUUUGUAGUCUCAAUUGGUAGCAAUGACUACAUCAACAAUUACCUUCAACCAGGAAAUUACAAUAGCAGCAAAACAUAUACUCCUCAGCAAUAUGGUGCCCUCUUGAUAUCAUCUCUCAAGCAACAUCUAAUUAGUUUGUAUAACUUGGGAGCAAGGAAAUUUUUGGUAUUUGAAUUGGGUCCAAUCGGGUGUUUACCGGCAAUAAUCAAUGCAGUUAAUCCAAAACCAACCACCCCGUGUUUAGAAAGUGUUAAUCUUUUGAUUAAGAUUUUCAAUUCCGGAAUUCCCAGUAUGAUUCAAGAACUUACUUCCACCUUGGAAGGUUCGACAUUUGUUUAUGGUGAUAUUUUUGAUAAGAGCUAUCAGCAAAACAUGUCUCCUCUUACAUAUGGGUUUUCUGGAGGAAAUACACCAUGCUGUGUAGUUGGAGGGAAUGGGACAACAAUUUGUCUUCCAGAUCAGAUGCCAUGUGAGAACAGGAACACUCAUCUGUAUUGGGACGCAUUCCAUCCGGUUCAGAGAGUAAAUUAUGAAGUUGCUAGUGGAUGUUUUAGAGGAUCGUCGACUUGUUUCCCUGUUAAUGUUUGUCAAUUAGCACGCAUCUAGUUGUUUCUAUUCUUUUAUUUUGCUUGUAAAUUUACACGCAAACGCUUUCAAUUUCCGAAAGUUAUUCUCAUCUAAGUUGGUACUUUUAUCAUUAUAAGCAGCAAUAUUUAUUCAUGUAAACUGGAUGAAUGAUAAUAAUAAUAAUAAUGAUUAAAAAGAAAA
This is a messenger RNA of Papaver somniferum (opium poppy), 1332 nucleotides long. Its product is annotated as GDSL esterase/lipase 7-like. Gene Ontology annotation, molecular function: hydrolase activity, acting on ester bonds. The coding region runs from base 46 to 1170 and encodes 374 amino acids. The record is from RefSeq and is a predicted model, not a curated record. NCBI's taxonomy places the organism in Eukaryota, Viridiplantae, Streptophyta, Magnoliopsida, Ranunculales, Papaveraceae. The transcript is spliced from 4 exons.